CGGUUUUUUUUUUUUUUUUGGUUUUUUUCCCUCGAUCUUGAAGCAGAAGUGCGGAUGUGAACUAACUGCUGCAAAACAUGUAGCCUGUACUUCACUAAAAAUGAAUUCAGAGGAGCAGGCGGUUACGUGGUUAAUAUCAUUAGGAGUUCUGAGCUCUCCUAAAAAGAGCAUAGCAGACCCAGAGGACUUUCUGAAAACAUCGCUGAAGGAUGGCGUUGUCCUUUGCAGGCUCACCGAGCGCCUCAUACCUGGCUUUACGCCAAAGUAUUGCCAGGAUCCAAGAACUGAAGCUGAGUGUCUGGGCAACAUUCGUGAGUUUUUAAAGGGAUGCUCGUCCUUAAAAGUGGAGGGCUUUGACCCAGAGUGGUUGUACUCUGGUGAAAACUUUAGCAAGGUGUUGACUACAUUAUUAGCAGUCAACUUUGCCACACAAGACAGUGGUGCUGAGCGGUCAUGUCCACAGUCUGGAGUGCCUUCACCUAGUCAGUCCUCGUCUUCACACACCCUUUCCAAAGCUAAAGGCUCUCUCCGCAGACAGUCUAAAUCUGCUGAGAUGGGAGACAGUGGAGGGAACGCUGGACAGCUGAUGGUUAAAGCUCGUUUCAACUUCAAACAAAACAAUGAGGAUGAGUUAUCCUUCAGCAAAGGUGAAGUGAUCCUGGUGACACGGCAGGAAGAGGGAGGCUGGUGGGAGGGCACGCUUAAUGGGAAGACAGGCUGGUUCCCAAGUAACUAUGUCCGAGAGGUCAAAACAUGUGCUGAGAAACCUGUAUCCCCCAAAGGAACUCAACUCACAAAGAAUUACUUCAGCGUGGUGGUACAGGAUAUUCUAGAACAUGAGCGUGAAUUUGUAAAAGACUUACAGGUUGUUUUGGGUUCCUACCUUCGACCACUUCAAGCCAGUGACAAAUUAAGUCCAACUGAUAGUACAACGCUUUGUGGAAAUUUGGAAGAAAUCCUGAGCUUUCAGCAGGGCCUUUGCGCAGCUUUGGAAGACUGCACCAAAGUUCCAGAGUGCCAGCAGCGGGUGGCAGGCUGCUAUGUUGCUUUGAUGAAUCAAAUAAGGGCAUUAUACCUGGCCUACUGCUCUAGUCAUCCUUCAGCAGUCUGCAUUCUCACUGACCAUAGCGAUGAGCUUGACAAGUUUAUGGAAAGUCAAGGUGCAAAUGUUCCAGGGAUCCUAACUCUGACCACCAGCCUCAGCAAACCUUUUAUCAGGCUGGACAAAUAUCCAACACUUCUUCAGGAACUGGAGAGACAUGUGGAGGAGACCCAUCCUGACUACCCUGACAUCAUAAAGGCAACAGCUGCAUUUAAAAACCUUGUUAUGCAAUGCCAAAAUCUGCGUAAACGUAAGAACCUGGAGCUGCAGAUUUUGUCGGAGCCAGUGCGAGGCUGGGAGGGAGACUGUAUUAAGAGCAUGGGUCAGGUGUCCUACAUGUCCCAAGUCUACAUGAAGAAUGGUUCCAGUGAGGAAAAAGAGGAGCGCUACCUAAUGCUUUUCCCAAAUGUGUUAGUAAUGCUGUCUGCCAGCCCACGCAUGAGUGGUUUCAUUUAUCAGGGACGACUGCCUCUAACAGGCACCACUGUGAGCAGACAUGCAGAGGAAACAGACAGUGUGCAGUUUGCUUUUGAUAUUGCAGGAAGCAUGAUUGAGCGUAUUACAGUCUUCUGCAGUAGUGCCUUGGAGUUACAAGAGUGGUUGGAGCACCUUCAACCUUUUACUAAAGGAAUCAGCCCCACAGGCACCAUCAUAAAGACAGUAGAGGGGAAGUCACUGAGUAUAGUGGGCAACCCCACUCACUUAUCUCACCUGGGCAGCAUCAGUGCAGCCUCUCGUGGCCCUUUGGAACCUCCAAAGGUCAAUAAACCCUGGUCCUUGAGCUGUCUGCGGCCUGCUCCACCCCUAAAACCAUCUGCCGCACUUGGAUACAAAGAGAGGAUGUCUUAUAUCAUGAAGGAGUCCAGCAGAAGCCCAAGACCUAUGAAAAAGUUCCUGCCUGGUAAUAGGAAAAAAGAGCGCAAACCAUCAGAUGAUGACAUUCAAACCAGAAAAAGCACCGUUGCUCUUGAGGAAGAUGCCCAGAUACUACGAGUGAUAGAGGCCUACUGCACACAGGCCAGCCUGCACCAAACCACAACUGCCGUACGGAAAGAGUGUGUCCCUCAAGUGCUUCUGCCCGAAGAGGAGAAGAUCAUUGUUGAAGAGAUGAAGAGCAACGGGCAGACAGUGAUUGAGGAAAAGAGCUUGGUUGAUGCCGUUUAUGCUUUAAAGGAUGAGGUGCAUGAGCUUAAAAAGGAGAACAGGUGGAUGAGACAGUUUCUGGAGGAGGAGCAGAAGUCUCGAAAGGAGUUGGAGAGGGUGGUCAGGAAACUGGCCAAGCAGAAGAAUGAUUGUACUUGGGAGGAUGGUACCCACUGACCUUCCACACAAUACAACCUUAGGGUUUAAAGUGCCCGUCAGACUGUUUAUACAGCACUUCUGUGAUUACAACUCCUUCUGGACUAUCUUUCCAAUGCAUGGAGUGACUCAGUGCUAUACUUUGACUUUAUAAUAAAUCUGCUCCGUCCUUUGAGUAUAAUUUGUGAAAGUCAGAAAAACAGGACCUCAAAUAAUCAGGAGCACAACUCCAAAUUCCAAAUUGACACAAAAAUGUAACAUAAAAUAAAAUUGUAUAAAGUUUGCCAAACAUUGAUACAUUUACAUUUUGCAUUUACAGUUAUGUUACAUACUACAAUUAUUUAUUGUUUAAAAUGCAUCAUUCACCUUAUUGCUAUGGUUUGCUGCCUUUAAAUACUGUGGAUUUUGUUUUAUAACCAUGGCAAUAGCAGUAUAGUUCAAAUGCAAGUACUACUAAAAUUUGGACUGUUAUUCUAGGUUAAUUAAGGUUAUAACAAGCAGUGAUGAAAUUUCAGGUUAUGAGUAGAGCUAAGCUAACAAGUGCCUCUCUGAAGUGGUCCACAAUGUAUUCAAUAAGGAUCAGUUUAGGGUUAAAAUGCAUGGUUUGUACUAAACGGUUUAUUGAUCUAUGUCAUGAGUGUUAAGGGACUUGGGUGUUGGGUAAGUAAAUUUUUUGCAGCGGUACAAUGAGUAUGUUUUACUUAAGCCAGCUGAUGUUAUUCCAGCAUGGGUGGUAUUUUUGUAUUUGACUAAAUAGCAAUAAAAAUAAAAUACCAAUCCUCUUUGUUAACCAAAAUAGGACAGACUUGUUGGGCAGUGGCCACUAGUCCUGUGAUGAUGUUUGUGUCCAAAAUAAGGUCCUAGAUUUCAAACAGGUUUGUUACAGCUGUAUCUUAUUGUUAAGCCAUUUGUCAGGCACAUAUUUUAACAUGUAAAACGUGUAGCGUUUGUCAGGGUUAUGUGACUUAGUUUUUUCAAGCUGUCUCGACUGUACAAUCCAUUUCAUUGACCUCUGUACACACCAACAUCUUGCUUUUGUUACUAUAUCUUUCCCAUUGAGUGUUUUUGAAAAUGUAUUCUAUGCAAUAUUGGAGAAGCUUUUUUUCUAGACACUGUUUUUCGCGGUACACUCUACCAUAUGCAUUUAUUUUAUUAAAAUCUAAUAUAAUGAGAUGCAUCUCAAUUGUAUGUGACUUUUCUCUUGUAUUAAACAACCAUAAAAAUAAUAUUUAAAUCUG
Messenger RNA from Boleophthalmus pectinirostris (great blue-spotted mudskipper), 3639 nucleotides. RefSeq names its product Rac/Cdc42 guanine nucleotide exchange factor (GEF) 6 (gene arhgef6). The transcript is spliced from 22 exons. The coding region runs from base 101 to 2422 and encodes 773 amino acids. Gene Ontology annotation, molecular function: guanyl-nucleotide exchange factor activity; protein binding. The record is from RefSeq and is a predicted model, not a curated record. NCBI's taxonomy places the organism in Eukaryota, Metazoa, Chordata, Actinopteri, Gobiiformes, Gobiidae.